Arctia plantaginis is the source of this 411-nucleotide messenger RNA. NCBI's taxonomy places the organism in Eukaryota, Metazoa, Arthropoda, Insecta, Lepidoptera, Erebidae. The record is from the annotation of a GenBank genome assembly.
AUGGGUUUGACUGCUGUCAUUGGUCAAGUUGGAAUUGAAGAGAGAGGCUUUGCUGCCCUACAAUCGGAGGGAAACUCUCUACCACCACCAACCAGAAAUACUGUACAAGCAGUACAUACAGUUUGUCCGUCCAAAUAUCUGACCCUGAUGAAAUUAUGUUGGAUUUUAUUCCAUCUUAUUCUAUACAAGCAACAUCAUCAGCAUCUACCGCUCCUCCUUCACUGCCACCUCCCUCUGGCGAACUUCGACGCCCUCUACCACCAGCGCCAUCACCGCCACUUGGCACUGCAUCCGCGCCGGUGCCAUCAGCGAUGUCUCCUACCGCGUCCACGUCGCGGGGGGCUCCGCAGCGGCGACGAUAUCGGACAAGCCCAUCGCCUACGGCGUCGGCAUCCCCCACCGCAUCAAUGA